This is a messenger RNA of Pyricularia oryzae 70-15, 1741 nucleotides long. RefSeq names its product triacylglycerol lipase FGL2. The transcript has a single exon. The record is from RefSeq and is a predicted model, not a curated record. Bases 373 to 1554 code for a protein of 393 amino acids. NCBI's taxonomy places the organism in Eukaryota, Fungi, Ascomycota, Sordariomycetes, Magnaporthales, Pyriculariaceae. Gene Ontology annotation, biological process: lipid metabolic process.
AGCUUUCAAGGAAGUUGCGUGUUGUGAGUGAGGUGACCGCAUAUAAUACUGCGCACUCACUGGAACAUUCGUAUGGUUUGUCUGAUCUAAUAAUUUCAUCUCUUGUCUCUCCACAAAGGCAUAGACCUUAUUUAAAAGACAAAGAUCGGUCGGUCCAAAAGGUCAGGCACUCACCACCAAACGAUGCGGUCAUUAAAAGGGGCACCCUUCGCCGAACGCUCUUCGUUGACAGGCUAAUUACAUACAUUUGCUUUCGACAAAAAAACAUCAAAUCCGGAUGCCUAACCACGCCCUUCUGGCACCGGUCAAUCACUAAAUCAAUUGCACCGCACGGUAAAUACACUUUUCAAGCAACUGAUUCCCAUAUUCACCAUGUUGUGGCGUCGGGCGGGUGGCCUCUGUCUGUUGCUGUGUUGGGCCUGGGCAACACCGGCACAAGCUGCAGCAUUUAGUCAUGACAUCACCCAGCUGAGCUACACGGAUGUCGACUCGCCUCUCCAAAAACACCUACAAUCACAACAACAACAAAAACAAGAACACAAACAAAAACCUAUCACCACCACAACCAUUUCUUCAAUACUCUUCACGUCUCUAGAGCGCCUGGCCCGCCUCGUAGACAUAGCCUACUGCGUGGGAAGUCUGCCCGGCAUCUCGCGGCCCUUCACCUGCGCCUCGCGCUGCGCCGAUUUCCCCCACGUUUCACUCGUCAACACCUGGGACACGGGCCCACUCCUGACAGACAGCUGCGGCUACGUCGCCAUCGACCACGCCGAUGAAGCCAUAGUGGUCGCCUUUCGGGGCACCUACAGCAUCGCCAACACCGUGAUUGACCUCAGCACGGUGCCGCAGGAGUACGUGCCCUACCCGGAGCCCGACGACGAUGGCGACAGGGAGCGCUGCGACAACUGCACCGUGCACCUAGGAUUCCUAGCCAGCUGGAAGGUCGCCAGGAAUCUGGUCCUGCCCGCCAUCGAGGAGGCGAGGCAGAAGCACCCCGGCUUCAGCAUCAACCUCGUCGGCCACAGCCUCGGCGGUGCCGUCGCUGCGCUGGCGGCGCUCGAGCUGAAGCUCAUCAGCGGCUACGAUGUCGUAGUCACGACUUUUGGUGAGCCGAGGGUUGGCAACAGCGGGCUGGCAAAGUUCAUUGAUCGCGUGUUCGGCUUAGACCAGGAAGCAAAAGAGGACAUGGCGUACCGCAGGGUCACGCACGCCGAGGAUCCGGUACCGUUGCUGCCGCUCGAGGAGUGGGGAUACAGGUCACACGCCGGCGAGAUUCACAUUGAGAAGCCGGCGCUACCACCAGCACCGACUGACAUAAAGUUGUGCAAAGGCGAAAGGGAUCCCGAUUGCAGCAACGGGAACUCUGACGCGGCGCUGACUACCUUGCUGCUUGGAGAGGAACAUUAUCUAAAGAAACAGCAUCUGAAGCUGUGGCAGCUGUUCUUUGCCCAUCGAGACUACUUUUGGAGGCUUGGGCUUUGCGUUCCCGGUGGUGAUCCGGCUGAUUGGGGUAGAGACAAGUAUGAUGUGGCUCCUGGCCAGGAUGAGCUCUAAGGAUGCUUUGAAAUUUAUAUCAUUUAAUGAUUCUUUUUUUAUCUUUCAGAAUCUGUACUGGACCGGAUGCGCUUGUACGAUUGCGGAACGUACCUUAGUUAAUCUAUCAAAAUUUCAGCUCUCUCCAACAGCACAUCAACUAAACCGGAAAAAGAACACUUACAGCCACAAACGUAUUCCAGAAAAC